GGAGCAUAGAAGACGGCUGCACUUGGCAUAUACACACACUCAUCGUCGGGUCGGGACACACUCGUCCGAGCGUUCUCGUGAGUCGCGUGGUCGCGUCAGAGUUGCCAUUGCGUUUACAUAAUAUAGGUACGCUGGAUUUGCGUGCGGAAUGGCCCCGGGUCUCAGCAAGCUCGUCGGCAGGAAAAGCGUCGCCUCGGCCGCAGCCCUUGCCACCCUUAUCUGGCUGCUCAGUCGCAAGCGCGGCAAGAGGCGAUUCACCAAACCCAAAAACCAGUGGCCUACCAAUAAUGACGUACAGUAUCUCAUCAAAGAGGAAAAACCAAAGCGGCCCAAGGCUCACGUGGACGGCGAGUUCUUUAAGCAGUUGCGACAGCUCCUGGCCAUUGGCAUACCCGGACUCGUUUCGGCCGAGUCCGGCUUUAUUUUCUUGGUUGCGGCCUCCCUUGUUGCGAGAUCCUUCUGCGAUCUCUGGCUCAUUAACAAUGGCACACUUAUUGAGACCUCCAUAGUCAAUAUGGAUUCGGCAUUGUUUAAGAAACGAUUGGUCAGAUUUAUGGCUACAUUGCCUGUGUUAUCUGUUGUGAAUAAUAUUUUAAAGUACAGUAUUGGAGAAAUGAAACUUAGGCUAAGAACCAACAUAAGUCGUCAUCUGCUGGACCAAUAUUUGAAAGGAUUCACCUAUUAUAAAAUGAGUAACUUGGAUACCCGAGUCGCCAAUCCGGAUCAAUUACUUACCACAGAUGUGGAUAAAUUUUGUGAAAGCUGUACAGACCUAUACAGUAAUAUUGCAAAACCAGUUUUGGAUAUUUUUAUUUACGUUUAUAGACUCACUUCUACUGUUGGUAGCCAAACUCCACUUAUCAUGUUAUCGUAUCUUGUUAUUGCUGGCAGUGUUCUAACUCAUUUGAGGAAACCUAUUGGUACAUUUACGGUGAAAGAACAAAAACUUGAAGGAGAAUACAGACACAUACAUUCCCGUAUGAUAACUAAUUCUGAAGAAAUUGCCUUUUAUCAAGGAAACACCCGAGAAAAGUUAACACUCUUUGCAAGUUUUCAUAAAUUGAUUACACAUCUUAGAAAAUUCCUAGAGUUUAAGGUGUUGAUAGGUGUUGUAGAUAAUUUCGUAGGAAAAUAUAUUGCAACCGUCGUUGGAUUUUAUGCUGUAAGCAUUCCGUUUUUCCAAAAAAACCAUCCCAUUUUAUCCGGAUCGGCGGAUCACAGGUUUAAAUCAUAUUAUACAUAUGGACGCAUGUUAGUUAAGUUAGCUGAAGCAAUUGGAAGAUUAGUUCUGGCAGGAAGAGAAAUGACGAGAUUGGCAGGGUUUACAGCGCGUGUUACGGAAAUACGAAAAGUUUUGAGCGAUUUGAACGACAACAAAUACGAGAGAACAAUGAUAACUGAUUCAAAGAAUGGUCCUGUUGGUUUUCCUGGAGCAGGAAAAAUACUUGCCAAGGAUAACAUCAUUAGGUUCGACCGCGUUCCAUUGGUGACUCCAAAUGGCGAUGUUUUAAUUAAAGAACUAACUUUUGAAGUGAAAUCAGGUAUGAACGUACUUGUUUGUGGGCCAAAUGGAUGUGGAAAAAGUUCUCUCUUUAGAAUUUUGGGUGAACUGUGGCCUUUGUGGGGUGGAAUAAUGACGAAACCACCUCGGGGUAAAUUGUUCUAUAUUCCUCAAAGACCAUACAUGACUUUGGGAACACUGAGAGAUCAAGUAAUUUAUCCACACACUCGAGCUGAGAUGUUGAGGCGAGGCAACGCAAACGACGAAGUCUUACAAAAGUACCUGGAUCUAGUGCAAUUGGGACAUUUACUAGAAAGAGAAACUCAGUCUGUAAGCGAGGGACAGGGUUGGGAUACCGUUGCUGAUUGGAUGGAUGUUCUUUCUGGUGGAGAAAAACAAAGGAUUGCAAUGGCAAGAUUAUUUUAUCACAAGCCACAAUUUGCCAUACUUGAUGAGUGCACAAGUGCUGUUAGCGUUGAUGUAGAAGAUUCAAUGUAUUCUUACUGCAAAGAAGCUAACAUUACUUUAUUCACUGUGUCUCAUCGAAGAUCGCUAUGGAAACAUCAUGAGUACUACCUUCAAAUGGACGGUAGAGGAUCUUAUGAGUUUAAGCCAAUACAGCCAGAUACUGAAGAAUUUGGCUCAUAAAUACGUGUCCAAGCAUACUAACUGAUGUACUAUAUACAUCGUGAUUUAUAAGAAAAUGCCAAUUUAGGAUCAAUUUACGUAAUAAUCACUUUUUUACAUAACAGGUUACGGAAUUAUAUAUAUUAUCAUCUUGUACAAAGAACGAAAAUUAUUUUUUGUUCAAGAACAAACAAGCGUUGAAUUUAGAUUUACCGAAUACGUGAAUGGGUGAUAAGCCUCGUAUUUUUGUAUCAAUGUUUUUUAUAUCUCACUUUAUUUUAAAUAUUUUAAA
Molecule: messenger RNA, 2420 nt
Organism: Copidosoma floridanum
Lineage: Eukaryota; Metazoa; Arthropoda; Insecta; Hymenoptera; Encyrtidae
Gene: Pmp70
Product: ATP binding cassette subfamily D member Pmp70
Biological process (GO): long-chain fatty acid import into peroxisome; peroxisome organization; very long-chain fatty acid catabolic process
Cellular component (GO): peroxisomal membrane
Molecular function (GO): ATP binding; ABC-type transporter activity; ATP hydrolysis activity
Source: RefSeq, a predicted model, not a curated record